Messenger RNA from Dipodomys ordii (Ord's kangaroo rat), 1449 nucleotides. RefSeq names its product hemopexin (gene Hpx). Gene Ontology annotation, biological process: heme transport; intracellular iron ion homeostasis. Bases 1 to 1395 code for a protein of 464 amino acids. The transcript is spliced from 10 exons. The record is from RefSeq and is a predicted model, not a curated record. NCBI's taxonomy places the organism in Eukaryota, Metazoa, Chordata, Mammalia, Rodentia, Heteromyidae. Gene Ontology annotation, molecular function: heme transmembrane transporter activity.
AUGACUAGGACACUGGGAGACCCCAUUGCACUGGCCUUGUUAGGCCUGUGCUGGUCUCUGGCUAUUGCCAACCCUCUUCCAACUGCCCAGGGGAAUGUUGCUGAAGGUGAAAUUGCGACCAAACUAGACCCCGAUGUGAUCGAACGUUGCUCUGAUGGCUGGAGUCUUGAUGCUACCACUAUGGAUGGCAAUGGGACCAUGCUGUUUUUCAAAGGGGAAUUUGUGUGGAAGGGUCACAAAUGGGUCCGGGAGUUGAUCUCAGAGAGAUGGAAGAAUUCUACCAGCUCUGUGGAUGCUGCAUUUCGUCGUGGUGGCAACAGUGUCUUUCUGAUCAAGGGUGACAAAGUCUGGGUAUACCCUCCUGAAGAGAAGGAGAAUGGAUAUCCAAAGUUGCUCCAAGAUGAAUUUCCUGGCAUCCCAUUUCCAGUGGAUGCAGCUGUGGAAUGUCACCGUGGAGAAUGUCAUGAUGAAGGCAUCAUCUUCUUCCAAGGUGACCGCAAGUGGUUCUGGGACUUGGCUACAAGAACCAAAAAAGAACGUUCCUGGCCAGCUGUUGGCAACUGCACUGCUGCCCUGAGGUGGCUUGAACGCUACUACUGCUUCCAGGGUAACCGCUUCCUGCGCUUCAACCCUGCUACUGGAGAGGUUCCUCCCAGAUACCCUCUGGAUGCUCGAGACUACUUCAUGUCUUGCCCUGGAAGAGGCCAUGGUAGAAGACACAGGAAUGGAACUGGCCAAGGGAAUAGCACCCACCAUGGCCUUGAGUAUACACGCUGUAACCCGGAUCUAGUCCUGACUGCAUUGCUGUCUGACAACCAUGGUGUCACAUAUGCCUUCAGUGGGUCCCACUACUGGCGUCUGGAUACCAGCCAGGAUGGGUGGCAUAGUUGGCCCAUUGCUCAUCAGUGGCCCAGCGGUCCUUCGACAGUGGAUGCUGCCUUUUCCUGGGAUGAUAAACUCUAUCUGAUCCAGGGCACUCAGGUAUAUGUUUACCUGGUCAAGGGAGGCUAUAUUCUAGUCAGUGGUUACCCAAAGCGGCUGGAGAAGGAACUUGGGAGUCCUUAUGGAGUCAGCCUUGAGGCUGUGGAUGCAGCCUUUACCUGCCCUGGCUCUUCUCGACUCUACAUCAUGGCAGGACGGCGGCUCUGGUGGCUGGACUUGAAGUUAGGAGUUCAAGCUAAGUGGACCGAACUUUCGUGGCCUCAUGAGAAGGUUGAUGGGGCUUUGUGCAUGGAAAAGUCCCUUGGCCCCAAAUCAUGUUCUUCCAAUGGUCCCAGCUUAUACCUCAUCCAUGGCCCCAAUUUGUACUGCUACAGUGAUGUGGAGAAACUGACUGCAGCUAAGACCCUUCCCCAGCCCCAGAAAGUAUCAAGCCUCCUGGGCUGCAGUCAGUAAGGAACCUCUAACAAGAGUUUGACCUGGCUCCACCCACUCCCCACUUUCCACCUA